UCAAAGAGGCCGCAGACGCAGGCCAACUUGCUCCCGACCACCAUGAAGUACAAGAGCAUGCUGCUCCCCAAGGACCCCCUGCUGGCUCUGCCCACGGAACUCGUCUGCCAGAUCCUGGAGUACCUCGAUGUCAGCGAUCUGCUCACCUGCAGCCUGGUUACUAGACACAUGCGCCGUGUGAUCUUGCACUCUGCGCCCCUGCAGUACUCGAUCGAGCUCGCGAAGUCCCGCAUGGCGUCUACGCCCUCUGCGUCGGCGCUCUCUACAGCCUCCCGCCUCGACAUGUUACGGACCCGCGAGCAGGCAUGGCGCGGCCUCAGAUGGUCUGCGCGUCACCGAAUUACACUACCACCCACUGGCCCGAUCUACGAGUUCAUCGGAGGCAUAUACGGCAACGGGCAGGAGGACGACAACCGGGUGACCUCCACCGUCUCCUUCUUCGAGCUCCCGACGCAAGUGAAGGGGAGGACGAUGCCUGCGCACCCGCGCGUCUGGACCCACCCGAUGGGCACGUUGUCGAUCGUAGAUUUUACGUUGGACCCGACGCACGACUUGCUUGCCCUUGUUGCGUCGGCGAGUCCCCCGUCAAAUUACCUAUACGAGAUACACUUGCGCUCGCUCUCCACGAACGAGCCGCAUCCGAUGGCACAACAACCUAUCCUAAGCUGCCUCAAGCGCCCCAAUGGGAACCACAUGGUCUUUGAGAGCGCUGGGGCAGUGCGUAUACAAGUCUCUGGCGACCAGAUCGCCCUCCUUUUGCGCCAGACCCCGAGCAUGGGCUCCCACCUGAAUAUCUGGAACUGGAAGCGCGGCGCGGAUCGACAUAUCUCCUUCUCCGUCACCGACGGCAUCGAAGACUUCACCUUUCUCUCCGACAAGGCCUUCCUGCUUGUCCGCCCGAAGGGCUCCUUCGAGACCUACACCUUCGAUCUCGACCUCCCCCACACUCCCCCACCGCCACUACAACCCGGCACGCAUACAUCCACCACCCCUUCCGGCGACCCCGAGCUCCGGGCUACGUACCUCUUUCCGCCCCUCAACAUCCACCACACUUAUUGGUACAUCACGAUGAGCAGCAAUCCGUCCGCAGGCUAUCGACCCGCCGCGGAUGCGCCACACACUUCCAACUCAUCCUCGGCUUCCGCCCAUCCUCCGUGGAAGUCAUCCUCGGCCACCAAGCCAGACGCGCCCCCUCAGCAAGCGCCUGCAUUCGAACAAAUACCGAUCGACAGUCUUGCCUCGCCGUACAUCAUCCCGCCCUCCGACUCCUCUCCCUUUAUCAUCCCACCAGAGUCCAGCCCCUUCACUCGUUCCGCUUCGCCCUCACCUGCCGACGAGGCCGCCUCACGAUCCUACUACCCGCGCCCGGACGACCGCAUACACUCGUGUUGCGUGUAUACGACGUCGAUGUUCCCUGUCUUGGAGGUGCUCGCACCCAACCAAGCCGCCGCUCAGGCCAUCGCUGCUGGGAAUAUCAACCUCCCCGCCGGCGCAGCGAACGCGAACGGCGGCGGACCCGCGAACGCAGGCGCUGCCGGGCAACCCAACGUCAACGGCCCAGCACCCGCCAACCCCAACCCAGCCCCCGAGCCACCUGGCGCCCACCGCCAGCACGUCCACUCCUUCGUCUUCUUCGUCAACCUUCGCUUCUUCCUGCGUGACCUGCAGGAGAUGGACGCUGAGCGCGAGAGGGAGCUCGCGGAGGCGCGGGCGCGCGAGGAGUGGGAGAGGCAGGCAGCGGCAAGACGGCAAGCCGCGGAGGCGAAGGCGCGGGCGGAGUAUGCACGGGGGGAGGAGGUGAAGCGGCUGAGGCGGGCGAGGGAGACGCGGAAGAUGGAGGUGGACGCGAGCAGGAGGGAGACCGACGCGGGCAGAAGGCAGGGAGUGGAGGAAAAGAGGGUGAAGGUGGGGAAGACCCGUGGGAGGGCGGACAGGCUGCACGCGCUCAGGACGGCUAGGGUGGAGAGGCAGAGGGAGUGGCGUCGAAUUCAACUGGAGUCGGCAGACGGACUUGCGAGUGUGGCGAGGGCUGAUUCGCCGAUGAGAGAGGAUAGUCCUUCGUCAACGGUGGCGGAGGCGUCGACUUCAAGACCGUCCUCCUCGGCAUCGGCUCAUGCUUCGUUGUCUUCGACAUCGGCGCAAGCUCCAUCGUCAUCAGUGUCGGCGAUCUCUCCGCGUUCGAGGGCAUUAUUACGACCACCCACGCCUCCUUGGAUGUCGACGGCGCAGUGGACGCCACCGCCAACACCAGUUCCCGCAGCUGCAGCGCCGUCAGCGGGCCCUUCUUCGGCCAUCGACUCGCUCGCGAUGUUGGCGGACGUCGCUAUAGCCUCAACGGCGACAGACGUGUCGCCCUCCAAUGCGGCAGAUCCGCCAUCGCCUUUCCUCACAUCAACGGGCAUACAUCCAGCACCUGCUCACCCUAUGCAUUGGCCGGCUCACGACACUCCUCAACCUUUCGCUUGGCCCAUACAGCCAUCAUUGCCGCCACCAACGUUGCCGACGAUGCCCCAGGCGCUUUUCGCCACGAUGCCGCAGACUUUGCUGCCGCAAUCGCAGUCGUUCCAUACUGCGCCAGCGACCCUGCACCCAGUACCACCGGUACUGCCACCCCUGGCUUCUCUGCCGUCAACGACGUUCGGUCAACCCACUGAUUCAAUCCAUCUGCCGCCUCCGCAGGCCCAUACGCACGUCCAGCCCGUUAGGCCGGUGAUGCUGCCACCUGCCUUCGCCCCCGCGCCCGCCCACGGACUCCCGCCACCUCAUCUGCUCACUUUACGCCCUUUGUCCGUCCCCGCUCGCAAGCGCAGACCCCGCGUCUACGCCUGGAGUUCCUGGGGCCCACCGAACACGCGCUGGUUCCGCGAAUGCCUCAGCACGGAUUGGCAGCACGCGAUCUACGGGCUACGCGCGAUCGACAGCGUACGCAUUCAGCCCGUAACGAACGGUCCUGCGUUCCCCGACCCAGCGACGUUCGCCCUCGAGGAUCAUGCGACGCCGCCCUCGCUGAGGCGAAGAGGGAUGGAGAUCGUACCCCCGGAUGUGGAGGAUGAUCUGGCGGUACUGCAGGGGCUGGAUCAGCCGAGGAAGCUGAAGCAUUUGCGUUUGCGCGACUUCAAUCCGUAUUUCGUGAACUAUCCGGAGCUGGCGGAGGGAGAUUGGGGGUUAGAUGUGGUGGCGGGCGACAGCCAGUCGCGACCCCGUUGGCGUGCGGCGCGUGUGGUGAAGGACCCGUCGUAUACGUCGUCGCGGGGCGUGUUUAGGGAGGAUGUGAGGAGUGAGCUGCCGUAUGUGGAGGUGAUUAGCGAGGAGGCGUUCGAUGUUACGGACGUUAUGAUGGACGACUGUAGGAUAUUGUUGUUGACGAUUCAAGGCCAGCGUGGCGGACUGAAUAAGCUUAAGGGGAUCGACGUGUUGACGAUGUAGGUAGAUUGAUGGAUAUAUGGGUGGGUGGUCUAGUGUUACAAUGUAAGGGAAAGCAAGGGGAGGAUGUGAAGAAGGUCCGUGGUGCAAUUGUAUAUCUCGCGCUGUAGCCUUCGUCAAGCGCUCGCAAAUCUUCCACGACC
Schizophyllum commune H4-8 is the source of this 3566-nucleotide messenger RNA. RefSeq lists its product as uncharacterized. The record is from RefSeq and is a predicted model, not a curated record. NCBI's taxonomy places the organism in Eukaryota, Fungi, Basidiomycota, Agaricomycetes, Agaricales, Schizophyllaceae. The coding region runs from base 43 to 3426 and encodes 1127 amino acids. The transcript has 5 exons. Gene Ontology annotation, molecular function: protein binding.